GAUCGUCGACUGCAUGGCUUAACAAAAUCAACACAACAACGCAACCAAUCGACCGCUAAUCCCACGAAAUCAGAGCCUGCUUGUGUAACUGCAGAACCCCCGGGUGUCGAGACAAAGCCUGCCGCGCUGCCCUUGAGCAAUAGCGCCCCCUGAGGUGGCCAGCGGUAGCCGCGCCUCUCGCAUUACAGCGAGAGACGACCACAGUGUUUGAACACAGGGCCGGCUGUCUAGCACGGCCUGUUAAACAGUAAUAACAAGCUCAUAGUGUCGUGUUGAGUGACUGGGACAAGAUCAGCACACACACACACACACACACUCGCACGCACACACACAAACACACACACAAUAACUCACACACACACACACACUGUGUCUCACAUGCACACACACGUACAGUGUCACAUACACGCAGACACACACACAAAAACACACAUUCAGACACACACACAUACACACACAUGCACAAACACACGCACAAUUGCUGCCUAGUGGAAAGUAUGAUGCAAGGGCAUUUCAGCAUCGUAAUGUUCACGUGCACAAUAGGAACACAUCCUUGGACAACAUCUGCUGAGCAGUGUGUGUGUGUGUGUAUUUUUGUGUGUGUGUGUGUGUGUGUGUGGGUACGUUUGUUUUGUUUGUGUGUGUAUGUGCCACUGGUAUGUAUGCGUGUGGGCUGGACGGCAUUCAAGAGUUAAAAAUCUGUUUUUAAAUUCCGAAAAGUGCUUGAUGUGUCUCAGCAGCCCAUGUCUGAGUGGGUAUCCAUCAAAACAAGUCCCACAGAAGCCCUCUUUGUGACCACUGGACGGUAGCCAUCCGAUGAGAAUGUGGCCUUGUAAGCCUGCACAAUGUAGCCUGUGCAGUGCAUAUUUGGGGCAAGAGCGGCAUGGUUUUCAGAUGAGGGGUUAUGCAGUGACACAAGCCCUGGCAUUUGGGUUGAUUCCUUCCUACAGUGGAGAUGUUUUUUCUUUUUUUUUUUUAAUACUUAAACCUCGAAACCGCACUAACAAGUUAAUCUGCCCUCGGCCAUUUCCUCCUCAGACUCCCUCCUGAUAACAAGGGGAUUUACUCUUCUCUAUCCUUCUCCGGAUCAGUGGCCUACUUUGCAUGACAUGCAUGAAAAAAAGUCUUAACCAAUCCUAACCCAUCGUUUGCUUCCUUUGAUUUUGUGUUUGUGUUUGGGGUCUUGAUUACAUGACUUGCUUGUUGUGGCAUUUAGAAAAAAGGUCAUUGCCAAUGAAUAACAGAUGGUCUGGCCAGGCUCUGCAAUGCCCCUCCAUGGAAAUACAGGGGUACUGGGGAGGAAGGUGUAGCUACAGCCAUGGACUCAUCAGAGAAUCACCGUGUGACUUCACUGUUUGCAAAUCAACAUAGCUUUCAACAUAAUCAAUUUGAUUUACUUCAAUAUUCUUUGGGUUGCAUAUCUGGAUUCUGGCUCGUGCUGCAAUUUAAAAUGCAUCAGAUGAUAGCAUACAGCAUAGGAGCAUACCUUCUGUGUAUUAUUGUACACAAGUAAGUUAUUUGACACUAUAUCUAACCAAAGUAGCUGCUGAAUACAUAUAAUAUUGAUGCUAUCAUGCUGGUCAGCCUCACCUUUCAUCUUCAAGGAGUCCCAUGACAUUAUAACAACCUUUAAUUUUGCACAAAGAAAUCACAUAACAUAACGGAGAAUAGAUGCAACCAACAAUCAAAGAGGUUGUGCAUUCAAAAUUCACAAUUAGGCCAUGCAUCAAUAUAAAAUGCACCCAAAGAUUGUGCUGAAGUAAUGCUUUGAAUGCCAAUUUAAGUCAACUGAUACCUCCCACUCUCAAACCCAUGGGUGGAAGGGGGUGAUGAGGUUAGAAAUCAAAAGUUUCACUUCCUCCAGAAGGCACCAGGGGACCGCCUGUUAUUGGUUUAUCAGUUGGAGGGGGGCGUGUCACUAGACAACCUAACCUUUGCUUGCUACACGUGCAUGCAUGCAUGAAAGACUCACUGAGCCACACUUGGGGUCCGCCGGAACAGUGAGAAGGUGGGGAAGGACCUCCUGGACAGGACCAAAAAGCGUCUGGACAAGAAGGCCUUGUCCACUGCCAACCUGUACUCCCGCUCCAGCAGCCUGGAGACUCGGGCCAAAGACAUGAUAGCCAGCACAGCGAAUUCCGGGUCGCGGAGAGGAACGUACAGCCAAGAACAGUCCACCAAGAUGUUCAUCCGGGGACGCCCCAUCACCAUGUACAUCCCCUCCAACAUACUGAACUACGAGGACCUGAAGAUGGAGCUGCCCUCCGCCAAGCUGGAGCUGGACUGGGUCUAUGGCUACCGGGGUCGGGAUUGCCGUGCCAACCUGUACUUCCUGCCGACGGGCGAGGCGGUGUACUUCAACGCCUGCGUGGUGGUGCUGUACCACAUCAACAACCGCACACAGCGGCACUACCGCAAGCACACUGACUGCGUCCGCUGUCUGACACUCCAUCCCGAUAACGUGCGCGUGGCGUCCGGCCAGACGUCCGGCGUGGAUAAGGACGGAAAGCCACUCCAGCCGUGUGUCCACAUCUGGGACUCUAACACGCUGGUCACCCUGCAGCUGAUCGGCCUGGGAACCUUCGAGAGGGGGGUGGGCUCGGUGGCCUUCUCCAUCGCUGACGCCGGGGCCGUCCUCUGCGUGAUCGACGACUCCAACGAGCACAUGAUGUCCCUGUGGGACUCCACCAAGGGGACCAAGCAUGCCGAGGUCAAGAGCACCAAUGAGGCUGUGUUCGCCGUGGAAUUCAACCCGGUCGACGGCAGCAACAUCAUCACCUGCGGAAAGUCCCACGUGUACUUCUGGACCCUGAGUGGCGGGCAGCUCACCAAGAAGCAAGGCAUCUUUGGAAAAUACAAGAAGCCCAAGUUCAUCCAGUGUUUCAUCUUCAGCCUGACGGGGGACGUCCUCACCGGAGACUCGGAGGGGAACAUCCUGACCUGGGGGAAGUCCGCGGCCGACGUGAAGACCCUGGGGAAAGGCGCUAAAGAGACCCUACAGAUCAUGCGGCAGACCAAGGCCCACGAGGGCAGCGUGUUCACCCUGUGCGCCCUGCAGGGCGGCGGUCUACUCAGCGGCGGCGGCAAGGACCGCAGGAUCAUCCGCUGGAGCGCAGACCUGGCCCCGGAGAGAGAGUGUGAGAUCCCUGAGCAGUUCGGAGCGGUCCGUACCAUUGCGAAUGUGGACGGGGAGGAGCUGUUAGUUGGUACAACCCGGAACGCUAUCCUGAGGGGCACCUUUUCACAGGGAUUCGUGGCGAUUGUGCAGGGUCACAUGGAUGAGAUGUGGGGCUUGGCCACACAUCCCUCCCAGAAUACCUUCCUCACCUGCGGCCACGACAGACAGGUGUGUCUGUGGAACACAGAGGAACACAAGCUGGACUGGUGCACUACACUGGAGGAGUACGGCUUGUGUGCAGACUUCUGUCCAAAUGGCGCCGUGGUCUCCGUGGGCCUCUGCACUGGCAGGUGGUUGGUCCUUGACCUGCUGACCAUGGAGGUGGUCACAGACCUAACGGACGGGAACGAGCAGCACUCUGUCAUGAGAUAUUCUCCAGAUGGCAGCUAUCUAGCUGUGGGUUCCCAUGACAACUUUAUCUACAUCUACACUGUGACGGAGAGUGGCAGGCGCUACACCCGUUUUGGCAAGUGCAACGGCCACUCCAGCUUUAUAACGCACCUUGAUUGGUCCAAAGAUGGGAAUUACAUCAUGUCAAAUUCGGGCGACUAUGAGAUCCUCUAUUGGGACAUCACUGGAGGUUGUAAACUAUUGAGGAACCGCUUCGAGAGCAAAGACCGGGAGUGGGCCUCCUACACAUGUGUGCUGGGCUUCCACGUCAUGGGCGUCUGGCUGGAGGGCUCGGACGGCACCGACAUCAACGCCCUGUGCCGCUCCCACAGCGAGAGGCUGGUGGCCGUGGCCGACGACUUCUGCAAGGUCCACCUCUUCCAGUACCCCUGUCCAAAGCCUAAGGCCCCGAGCCUGAUGUACGACGGCCACGGGAGUCACGUGACCAACGUGUGCUUCACGCACAGCGACGACCACCUGCUCUCCAUGGGGGGCAAGGACACCUGCAUCCUCCAGUGGAAGGUGAUCGGAUGUGGGGGAGGGGGAGGAGGAGGAGGAGGAGGAGGGGGAGCCGGCAGCCGCGAGAGACUGGCCUCCACCAGCUCCCCAGAACCGACCACUAGCUGAAGGGAAGGGAAUCCCUUCGGCCAUGGACUGCUUAGAGCAGCCUUGUUUCACGGGCCUCGUUUUGGUGGACUCUCCUGAGGUCAUAAAUGCUUCGGCCACCAGAGGGCGACGUAGGUCUUGCCUCGGUCUUUUUUCUUCAUCGCUGACGUCCCCAACGAAAACGAUCAAACGCUCAGAAGAGACAAAGCAUUGCCACAUUGGAACAUUUCAUUGGGAAUGUUGCCAAUAAGAAAAGCAUAAUCACGCCAUACUCUAUCGAUUCCCAACAUCUUACUGUGCUUGUGGGGUUGGACAUUUAAUAACUGGACACCAUGGCAUCACAAUAGGAAUGUGCACAAUCUACUCAUGCUCCCCCAAUAGCCCAGGCCACACUUGGCAACCAUCUUAUGUCGUUUUAAAUUAAAGUCCAUAAAGAUGUGGAACAGAAAAACUGUUUACCAGGGCUGCCAGUGAUAUUCUAUUACGUAUAACAAUGCAGAUGUUGUACUUCAAUAUAUAAUGAGACAUGGCUAUGCUAUUACUGUUGCUGGCCUACAUUGAGAUGCCGAUUAGAUCAUUGUAUGCGGUAUUUACGGUAUUACAACUGUCAUACAAUGUUAUCUUUACAGUAAACUCCUGACCACCUACAGCCACUAAAUAUAAAUUUAGUAUUGAGUGUGUUUUUUUUAGAAUGGAUUUCCUGAAACAGAUGACGUUCUUAAUGUUUACUGUGUGAGUGAGUGAUUGUGUGUGUGUGUGUGUGUGUGUGUGUGCAUGCAUGCGCAUGUGAACAUAGAGAGAACCAGAAUGCAAAAUAGAACGGUUUGCGGAAGGAGAAGUUAGAUGUUCCACUUAACCGUGCCUAUCGUGUAGUGCGUCAUCGUUUUUUUUCUGUCUAAUAGAUUGAGAACAUUACUUGAGGGUUGACCGAAGUAAAGCUGUACAGUAGAAGAUCCAAUACGUUGCGUUAUGCAACAUGUUUUACAUGCCAAAGAAGAAGGAAAGGGCUGAAAAGGAGGGAUAGAGAAAUACUGAGAUGAGAAAUAAACUGUAAUGGAUGUAAAGAAUUCCAGUGAAGCAUAUUGUGUAUAAUCAUGUUCACACUGCCAUAUGACUUGUGAAGACCGCUUCCAUUACAAAUACCAUCAAAUAACAUUCCAUUGUGUGUUUUUGUUUCUAUUUGCACGCUUUUUCUGUUUACUAGGAACCAGCAAUCAAAAAAUAGUGAUGGCAUAUUUGGAUCUUAAAUGUGGGUACCUCUGAAUUCAUUAUUAUAUAACAAUAACGGCUUAUUGUUUGUGUGUCUAUUACUGUGAUGCAAAUAUGUAAGUUGAAUAUGGGAUAUCAAUACAUUUAAUGAUUACAUUUCUGUAUUUCUUUCAUUAAAAGACGAUGGAGACUUCGUUUACUUGUGUUUGAAUUAUUUGCUCAUUUUGAGUAGACUUUGUGCUGCAUUGGGGGCCAUACGCCGCUAGAGGGCAGCUCUAGUUCAAGUUUCAUCCGGUUCGAGGGGUUAUCGUU
This is a messenger RNA of Gadus chalcogrammus (walleye pollock), 5695 nucleotides long. RefSeq names its product EMAP like 3 (gene eml3). The transcript has 21 exons. Gene Ontology annotation, cellular component: mitotic spindle. Bases 2117 to 4195 code for a protein of 692 amino acids. The record is from RefSeq and is a predicted model, not a curated record. Gene Ontology annotation, molecular function: microtubule binding. Gene Ontology annotation, biological process: microtubule cytoskeleton organization. NCBI's taxonomy places the organism in Eukaryota, Metazoa, Chordata, Actinopteri, Gadiformes, Gadidae.